CAGAGCGUCUGAAAAGAAACAAACGGCAUUCCCCGCGAAAUGAGCGACAGAACCCUAGAGAGUGAAGAGGAGAUGGGCGAGAAAGAGAGAGAGAUUCAAGUUCGAAGUCUAACAGGCGAAUCAAUGACGCUCUCAAUCUCAGAAAGCAUAAGAAUUGAUCAACUCAAGCUUCUUCUUAAACAAACUUUCCCCCCUGCUUCCUCUUCCCCAAACUUUCAUCUCUUCCUAAAGGGUAUGAAAUUGAGUCUGGGAAGUCAAAUUAGUCACUAUCCCACCCAUCCUGGGGACUUUUUUAUUCUUAUUCCAUUUACAAAGAAGGAUCAGAAACAAGAGCAGAAAUGCGAGGAAGUUUUGGCAGCGCCAAAUGUCACCAGUCAAUGCUCAUCUUCUAAUAUUGCUCAUUCAACCUGGUCUGAUCUGAUGCAAGAUCUGUCUUGCAUGCAGAAUACUGCUACGAACGAAAAUCAACCUUACGCAGAGCUUCAAGGCAUGACUUUUGAUAGUAGAACUGGAGAUAGCAGGAAACAUAAUGUAACAUGUUCUUCAGAGACAAAAUGGAGAACUAAAUCUGUUAGCAGCGAACAUGAAGAAACUGCAAACAGCCUUUUAGAGAGCAUUUUGCAGUCAUCAAGUAAUAAUAUAUUCGAUGGUAAAAAUUGUGAAAGAUUUCUUCACUUAUCCGGAUUAAUUGAUUGUUUAGCCGACCCACUCUCCGGGACAUGCCUGUUAAACAACGCUAUCUCAAAGGACAGUGAAAAGGGACCAUAUCUGAGCAAGGGUGGUUUAUGCUUGUGUCCAUUGUGGAUGAAGGAUAUAAUGAAGAGGUUUUGUUUCCUAAACCUUUACUCAACAGUUCUUGGAUUUCAGGGCAAAUUGGUCACCUUUGUUGGUUUGAAAGGAGCUCUGGACCAACUUACAGAAUCUGGGUUUCAGAUUGGCAUUUUAGACCUUGAGCAACUGUCAGCAUUAUGUCCAAAGGUGGUUCAUUUUGUUGACAGUGAGACAAAAGGAAAGAAAUCUAGCAAUUCCCUUGUAAUUGUAAAAUCUCAACUUGACAACAGUGAUCAAACUAUGCCUACUCGUUCUGCUGCUGAGAAAUGCAUGCCUCUUUCAAAAACAGUCAAUGCAAUGAAGAAAAGGGAUAAUUUUUUCAAAACUGAAUUGUGGAAUACUGUCAAAUCAUUAUUGCGUGAAACUGGAAAUGAUAUGGUCAAGUGCUUUUCUGUGGAAGACGUUAUAAUGUUUGUGAAUGCAAAGUCUGCUGCAAAUAACACAAAAGCUAAACGGCCUAGAAGUUGCACAUCUGCUCCAUCAACUUCUGUUUCUAUGAAAGAAGUCUGUCAUGACACACAACCGUUAUCACCUAUUGAAAUGGUGGAACAUCUGAGAAUGGGUAUUGGAUCUAAAGGACAGAUUGUUCACAUUGAAGAUAUACCUGGAAGAAAAGCAGACUAUGUUGAGAUCCCAGUUGAACUAUCAAAAAACGUGAAAUCUGCACUUAAACGUAACAGGAUUACUAGGUUGUAUAGCCACCAGUCAGAAUCAAUCAAAGCUUCUCUUGCUGGAAAAAAUGUUGUUGUGGCAACCAUGACAUCCAGUGGGAAAUCUCUUUGCUACAAUCUUCCAGUCCUGGAAGUACUAUCUCAGGAUUUGUCUGCUUGUGCUUUUUACCUUUUUCCAACAAAGCUCAAAGAUCAACUGCGAGCUUUGUCAGAAAUAGUGGAAGAGUCCAAUACCAACUUAAAUAUUGGCACAUAUGAUGGUGAUACGUCUCAAGAAGAUCGGCUGUGGUUGAGGGACAGUGCUAGGCUCUUGAUAACGAAUCCAGAUAUGUUGCACAUGUCUAUCUUGCCAUUCCAUGGACAAUUUAGGCGAAUUCUAGAAAAUCUUAGGUUUGUCAUAAUUGACGAAGCCCAUGCUUACAAGGGAGCAUUUGGUUGCCAUACUGCUCUAAUUUUGAGGAGACUUCGUCGAAUCUGUGCUCAUGUGUAUGGCUGCAAUCCGUCAUUUGUGUUUUCUACUGCAACUUCUGCCAACCCCCGCGAGCAUACGAUGGAACUUGCGAAUUUAUCAGCACUUGAGCUGAUUCAGAAUGAUGGUAGCCCUUCUGGUCUCAAGCGUUUUGUCCUUUGGAAUCCACCUUUGUGCCUGAGAACUGUUUCCAAGAAGAGUAAGACCGGCGCUGGAACCAAUAAAACUUCUGAGAAAAGUGUUGUUGUUGGACGUUCAAGUUCAAUUAUGGAGGUUUCCUAUCUCUUUGCAGAAAUUGUUCAGCAUGGACUUCGUUGCAUUGCAUUUUGCAAAACACGGAAACUUUGUGAACUUGUGUUAAGUUAUACACGCGAGAUUCUUCAGGAGAGUGCUGCUCAUCUUGUGGACUCUGUUUGUGCUUAUCGUGCUGGCUAUAUUGCUCAGGAUCGAAGAAGGAUCGAAACUGAAUUCUUUGACGGGAGACUUCUUGGCGUUGCUGCGACAAAUGCCCUUGAGUUGGGCAUUGAUGUUGGGCACAUUGAUGUGACUUUGCAUCUAGGUUUUCCUGGUAGUAUUUCAAGCUUAUGGCAGCAAGCUGGAAGAGCCGGGAGAAGGGAAAAACCAUCAAUAGCGAUAUAUGUAGCAUUUGAAGGCCCAAUGGAUCAGUAUUUUAUGAAAUUUCCUCAUAAACUCUUUAAGAGCCCUAUCGAGUGUUGCCAUAUCGAUGCAAAUAAUCCUCAGGUUCUUGAACAACACUUGCUCUGUGCUGCUCACGAACAUCCAUUGAGCUUACUCCAUGAUGAAAAGCAUUUUGGUCCGGGAUUAAAGGAUGCCAUAUUAACACUUCAGGCUAAAGGGAACCUGAGUACUGAUGCAUCCCGUGGAUCUUCUGACAAAAUGUGGUGCUAUAUAGGUCAUGAGAAAACUCCUUCGCACGCUGUUAGUAUACGGGCUAUAGAGUCAGAGAGAUACAAAGUAGUGGACGAGAAAAAUGACGAAGUUCUGGAGGAGAUUGAGGAGAGCAAAGCAUUCUUUCAGGUUUAUGAAGGUGCUGUUUAUAUGAAUCAAGGGAAAACUUAUCUGAUUAAGAAGUUGGAUAUGUCAAAUAAAACUGCUUUGUGCCAAGAAGCAGACUUGAAAUAUUAUACAAAAACUCGGGAUUAUACAGACAUUCAUGUCGCUGGUGGUAAACUUGCAUACCCGGCAAGAGUUUGCAGUGGUGCAUACCCUAGAACAAGUGCUCAGGCACAUAAUUGCAAAGUAACAACUACGUGGUUUGGUUUUCGUCGUAUAUGGAAAGGAAGCAAUCAAGUGUUUGACACAGUUGAACUUUCUCUUCCUGAUUACUCCUACAAUUCUCAGGCGGUUUGGAUUCGAGUCGCACAAUGGAUAAAAAUGAGUGUUGAAACUAAAGGAUAUUCAUUUCGUGGAGGAUUGCAUGCUGCUUGUCAUGCACUUCUUAAUGUAGUACCUCUAUAUAUCAUUUGCAACUCAUCUGAUAUAGCUUCAGAAUGUGCAAACCCUUAUGAUACUCGCUAUGUUCCUGAAAGGAUUUUGUUAUAUGAUCCACAUCCUGGUGGAACCGGCAUUGCAACACAGAUUCAACCUCUUUUCACUGAACUGAUGGGUGCAGCUUUGGAACUUCUCAUAUCCUGUUGCUGCUCUGGCGAUGCUGGUUGUCCAAAUUGUGUUCAGAAUCUUGCUUGUCAAGAAUAUAAUGAGGUUUUGCACAAAGAUGCAGCUGUGAUGAUUAUUAAGGGUAUUCUGGAAGAGGAGAAAUCUUAGUUUGGGGAAGUACAUAAUUUCAUGUUAAGCAGCCUUAGUAUAGUUUCUGGCUGUUUUACAUAUCUUUGA
This is a messenger RNA of Daucus carota subsp. sativus, 3825 nucleotides long. RefSeq lists its product as uncharacterized. Gene Ontology annotation, molecular function: ATP binding; nucleic acid binding. The record is from RefSeq and is a predicted model, not a curated record. NCBI's taxonomy places the organism in Eukaryota, Viridiplantae, Streptophyta, Magnoliopsida, Apiales, Apiaceae. The transcript is spliced from 27 exons.